Messenger RNA from Nestor notabilis (Kea), 1590 nucleotides. Its product is annotated as cortactin-binding protein 2-like. Bases 68 to 1063 code for a protein of 331 amino acids. The transcript has 7 exons. NCBI's taxonomy places the organism in Eukaryota, Metazoa, Chordata, Aves, Psittaciformes, Psittacidae. The record is from RefSeq and is a predicted model, not a curated record.
CUGGAUUCUUGCUGUUUGGCACCAGCUGAACUCUUGCUUAUCACGUCUAGGAGCACCUGAAGCACUUAUGGGGCCAAAACAUUUCUUCUCUUGUCCGGUGGUGCCAGGGCAUGGCCAAGUGACAGUGAAGUGGAUGUCCAAAUUAUGGAAUGCUGUGAUAGCUCCCAGAGUUCAAGAAGCAAUACUCUCCAGAGCCUCUGUGAAAAGACCAUCUGUACCAGGACAAGUAAUAGCCAAAAAAAAUCCUAGCCAGGGUCAACAGGCUGUUGUUAAAGCUGCUCUCAGUAUCUUGCUAAAUAAAGCUGUUCUGCAUGGCUGUCCUCUACCCAGAACAGAGUUAGAUAAUUAUAUAGCAGAUUUUAAGGGAGGAAAUUUUCCUUUAUCCGUUGUUUCAAGCUACAAAAAUUGUACUAAGAAAAGAGGUGAGAAUACUUCUUGGAGAAAAGUGAGCACAAGUCCUCGCAAAAAGUCAGGCCAUUUAUCCUCCCAGUCAUGGAAUAAGCAGGAUACACAUACUGAAGGUAUAAAAUCCAAGACUAUGUUGCAACCAAACUGUAAGAAAAGAGCUUCCCUUGCCACAAAAUCUUCAGAGAAGGUUCAAUUGAAAACAUUAAAUCUGGAGCAGAGGCUGUCCCUUGGUUCUGAUGAUGAAGUAGAUCUUGUGCAAGAACUUCAGAGUAUGUGUUACAGCAAAUCUGAGCCUGAUAUAAGCAAGAUAGCAGAUUCUAAGGAUGAGCUAUUGAUGUUCAGUAACUCCCAGAACAAUCCUGUGUUUUCAGCAAGCGGUACUAACCCAAAUAAAACAACAGCACAAAAGGAUGGAACACGUCCUCUCAGCAGCAGUCGACCUGUGGAAAGCAGCAACAGUAAAUCAAUGACAGAGUUGGGUGUUUCAAGAGUUAAAUCUUUUCUUCCUGUUCCUAGAAGUAAAGUCACCCAGCCUUCUCAGAAUACUAAAAAAAGCAGCAGCAGUAAUACAAGGCAAAUAGAAGCAGAUAACACCACAAAACGAGAGAUCUGGAAUUUGCACAAAAAAGAACCAACAGAAAAAUCUAAUAAAUAAACCUGCCUACCAUACAAUUUUCUGUGUUCAUAUAAUCUCUACUGCAAAGAACCAAGUACUCAAAUAUGUAAAUAUUUUUUUAAAAUAAACUGUUUCCCUGUAAUGUAAAGUUUGUACAGGACCACAGUUUCAUUUCUAUGUAAAUCGGCUAGAAAUUAUAUCGAUUUAAACUUCAGAAAUGGGCAGUUUUGCAACCUUCAGAGACAAUAGGGUUUGAGGUAUUUUUUCUUCCUUUAUUAUGAAAAUUACUCAUUUAACUGAUAAUAUUCAGGGGUAUUACCACAGGAUUCUGUUUGUGUAUAUACUGUACAUAAAUAUAUUCUAUUAAGUUCACGUGUUAAACUGCAUUCAGAUGAGUUGCACAGUAUGUACAGCAAUGGCUUAAUGCUAUUGUACAUGCAUUUUAAAGACAUGUUUUUAUCUUCAUUUAUUGAAAAAUUAAUGGAAUGUGGCAAUAACUAAAAUGAUUGGAAAUGCAGAUCAAUUACUUUCAGCUACAAGCCAUACCGAAUACUUUGAUUUCCCCA